Molecule: messenger RNA, 454 nt
Organism: Anoplophora glabripennis (Asian longhorned beetle)
Lineage: Eukaryota; Metazoa; Arthropoda; Insecta; Coleoptera; Cerambycidae
Product: chymotrypsin-elastase inhibitor ixodidin
Exons: 2
Coding region: 120-353 (77 amino acids)
Source: RefSeq, a predicted model, not a curated record
GUUAUUAUUAUUAUUUUUAACAUUAACCUUGGGGAAAACUACUUGGGUUAUAUUAUAUAUAAGAACGUCUGGAUUGUCAGUACUUAGUAGAGAUUAGAAGAACCGUGCAAAUUACAGACAUGAAGUUCAUAUACAUCGCUCUUUUGUUGACGGUAAUGAUAGCAUAUUCAAGUGCUGCUGGAAAGUGCAGCGGUCCAAAUGAACGUUUCUACGAGUGUCAACCAUGUGCUGCAAUCAAUUGUGGCGAUACGGCGCCAGGAGCUUGCAUCGCCGUUUGUCGUAAUCCAGGGUGCUACUGCAACACUGGGUUCUUAAGAAAGAAAGGGAGAUGCGUUCGUAAGAACCAGUGUUGAAAAACCAGAGACGACGGAAAUGUUUCUUAAUUUACUGAUCUUUAAACAGCUGUAUUCGUUACUUUUGUAUUUACUUUUUAUAAAUAUACGUAUUUGCAUAA